AUGCCGUCCCAACCUACAACCUUGAUAUUGGCUCUCCACGACCAAAAUUUCAGUCGAGACCACCAAAAUGCAUGGCGUGGUGUUUUGGCAGUGCAUUACAAUUCUCUAGAUCUCGCCGCAGAGAAGCAAAAGAGGGCCACCGCUAAUCCUUACAAACCACCUCUGCUAGGAGCUGCGGAUGUACAGAAGCCCGAGUUUUUGGGAUAUGUUUUUGAUCCUUCAACGAACAAGGACAUUGUGCUCAAUGAGAUUGAGGGACGCCUUCUAGAAUGCAACAUCCUGCCAUGGCCGUUGCAGAAAGCCCAAGCUGGUGCAGCGAGACCGCGUGAAAACAAGAUAACCAUCAUGAUCGACGAUGAAGCUAGACGCGGGGGUCGACCAGAUUAUUUCAAGAAGCAACAACGUGCGUUCAACGUCGGCUUUUCGACUCUGUUGCCUAAGCCUGACACACCGUCGCCCAUGACGAUGCAACUUAUAUGGCGAGACAACACCGAGCCGGUAUGGGGCCAGAUCCGGGAUCCUCACGGAGUUCUCUGCACGCUCCUGCCGAUGUAUUUCUGCGUUAGGGACAAUUUUGUCGCAGGUCUCACUAUGGACCGUCCACAGUACAAAUUCCCAGACUCCCUCGUCUGGGGAGCAACACCGAGCUCGAUGAUGGCACAACAAGCUCCGGUGGCCCUGAUGGCGGAGCAAGUCCCGUCGGCUGAGAUUGCAAUGGAAGAUACCGUACCAGACGCCAGCUCGGAAGGACCUGCGAAUGGGACCGUGGCGGGAGACGUGGUGACACCAGCUGAGGGGAUGACGACCGCCGGUGGAGGAGCAACAGCCGGUGAUUCUCAACCUAAUGGAGAUGCGGCGGCCAAUGAAAACACCACAGGGGACAAUGAUACACCAGCCGACAAUGAUACUGCUGACCCCGAGACAUUGGGGGAAGCAACGGUCGAGCGGGUGGAAGAAGAGAUGGAUGAGGCCGCUGAGGGUGACGCGGACACUGGCAAACUCGCGGAGAUUGGGGAUGAUGGCUUGAAAUGGGAAUAA
Cladophialophora immunda is the source of this 1038-nucleotide messenger RNA. RefSeq lists its product as uncharacterized. The record is from RefSeq and is a predicted model, not a curated record. The coding region runs from base 1 to 1038 and encodes 345 amino acids. The transcript is spliced from 2 exons. NCBI's taxonomy places the organism in Eukaryota, Fungi, Ascomycota, Eurotiomycetes, Chaetothyriales, Herpotrichiellaceae.